This is a messenger RNA of Lactuca saligna, 3168 nucleotides long. NCBI's taxonomy places the organism in Eukaryota, Viridiplantae, Streptophyta, Magnoliopsida, Asterales, Asteraceae. The record is from the annotation of a GenBank genome assembly.
UUCCGUCAUAAUUUUCCUUCACUUUCUUUUAAUGAAUUUACAAAAAAAAACUCGGUAACAAAGCGUAAGGCUUUUGGAGUUUUGGUGAGUACUUACGUGUGUUUCUGCCAGCGGGGCAUUUGUGUAAUUUUGUAAAUUUCUUAUAUCAAACCAAACAUGAAUCAAUACCCUUUGCGUUGCAGAGCUUCCUGGGGCUUAACCAAGACUCCAUCGACAUGGAGCAAAAGCUUCUCUCGAAUUUCGAACAAAUUUGCAAAAACCAAACAAAAAUAUCUCUAAAAUCCUUCUCUAUCGCUAGAACUCUCCUUGUAAAUCCCUCAACCUCCGAUCAGACAAUCUCUUCCAUCCUCCAAAACCUAGAAACUCUAUCAACAGCAGUAGCAGCAUCAAACCAUCAAUUCUACCAUCUCCAUGUCAUCACCCUCCUCUGUGAAAUCUCCAUCGUACGCCGCCAUUUCUCCCCCCGCAUCACCACCACACUCCACUCUCUUUCCCUUCACUGCCCCAACAUUACCCCACGUGCCGCCGGACUUGCACUCUCUACCUCUGUUUCCAUAUAUCUUGCUUCCGCGUCCAACUUGGUUUCCGCGUUUUCAGAGGGGACCGAGGGAUUGUUUUUAUCUCUCUGCUUCAGUUCGUGUGUGCCUGUGCGUCAAAGGCUGCUAUCGGAUGUGGAGCUAUUUAAUGUCCGGCCGUCGCUUCUGCUCACGGUGUUGACAGGGUUCACUAAGGAUCCGUUUCCUUACGUGAGGAAGGCUGCUUUGGAUGGUUUGAUUGGGUUGUGCAAGUGCAUUGUCGUUGAAGAUCGUGGUAUGAUUGAAGGAUGUUACCUUCGUGCUGUUGAGCUCUUGUUUGAUACUGAGGAAUGCGUGAGAUGCUCAGCUGUUCAUAUGGUAAGUGAAUGGGGGAAAUUUCUAGUGGCAAAUAGUGAGGGCAAAAGCAAAAGAGAUUGGUCAGAUGCAUUGUAUGUACAGCUGUGUUCAAUGGUGAGGGACAUGAGUAUGAAUGUCAAAAUUGAAGCUUUUAAUGCUCUUGGGAAGUUAGGAAUGACAUCUGAGUAUAUUCUGAUGCAAACCCUCUCCAAGAAAGUCUUGCCAAUCACCAAAGAAAAGACAUUACAUGGUCAACUCUCAAGAAAGCAUUCCAAUUUACCAGCUUCAAGUGCUGCUGGAGCUUUUAUACAUGGAUUGGAGGAUGAAUUCCAUGAGGUAAGAAGCUGUGCGUGUUAUUCCAUGAGGAUGCCUGCUAUUCUUUCUGCUGACUUUGCUACUGGAGCCUUAGGUUUGUUAAUGGAUGUGCUGAAUGAUGAUUCAGUUGUUGUAAGAUUACAAGCUCUUGAAACCAUGCAUCAUAUGGCUGUUUAUGGCCAUUUAAAAGUGCAAGAAAUGCACAUGCACAUGUUCCUUGGUGCUCUAAUCGACAUGAACUCAUCAAUAAGAUUAACAGCAAGAAAAGUACUUCGAUUAACUAAACUCCAUGAUCUGAUUCUGUUUAAACUAGUUGUUGAUAGCCUCAUACAGAGUCUAGAGAAAUAUCCACAAGAUGAGAUGGAUGUUCUUUCUCUUGUAUUUGAUAUUGGCAGAAAUCACGGAACUUUUGCUAUCAGCAUCAUUAAAGAAUUCUUUCCAGAGGUGGACCCUUCUUCUGAAUGCAAUUGGGAUUUUAAUAAUUCAAAAACUGCUGCACACCUUGUAUUGGCCAUAUCUAUUCCACUUUCCCAUGGAAAGCAACAACAGUUGGAUUUGGAUAGCAUUCCAUCGAUAAUAUAUUCUUAUGCUGUUACAAUUCUUGGAAGAAUUUCUAGAAGCUUGACUGGAGUGAUGAAUCAGGACACACUUUUGGCUUAUUUAUCACAUUGUAGUAGAUCAAGUGGACCCCACCCUAUAGAGUUGAUGAAAGGGGAAGACAAGAUGGUUGAAGAUGAUGUGGCAACAAAGAUUGAUACUCAAAUAACAUGUCCUGUCAGUGUCAGAUUAGACAUGGUGCAUAAUAAUAGUGAUGGUGAUUCUGAAACACUUGAUAAUGCAGAUAAUUAUAUAAAGUUUAUCUUUGCUAAUGUUGUACAAAUAUGGCCUUUGAUGAAGUUUGGAUGCAUACAAGAAGUGCUUACAACACUAAGGAGUUGGAAGGAAGAACUAGCAGCAUUUAUCACUGAUCCAUCAUGUCAAUCCAAUUCUCGUUUAACAUUUACUUCACAAUAUCUUGAUGUGGUGAAACUACUUUCAAAAGCAUGGUGUCAUGUCAUGUGCCCAAUGGACUUAAUAUGUAAAGAAUCAGGAAACUUGGGGUACAUUUUGCAAAAACUGGAAAGUAGACUCCGAGAAUUACAACACAGGUUCGUCGGGUUGAGUAAAGAAGAGGAGCUACAUAUCCAGGAGCUUACACAUGUCGCCUCUACACUAAAAUCGUCUAUAUUCGAUGAAUCUGCAAUAAAAAAACUAGAGUUUUUUUCCUUAAAAGAAAUUAUAUUCCAGAAAAACAUAAAAUACAUGGAUGCAGAAGUUGAUGUUGGGGACAAAUACAAUGAUUGGUUAAAUCCGAUUCCCUUUGUGGCUGGACUACCUGUUGGAAUACCAUUAAAGAUUAGGUUACAUAAUGUACCAAUUGAGACUAAGUUAUGGGUAAAAAUGACAAUGUAUGAGAAGUUGAGGGAGUAUGUGUAUGUUGAUUUGAAACAAUUUGAAGGUUGUGAGAAGGCAUGGAAUGUUUGUCUGAGAAGGAGGUUGAUGGUUUUAGAGGGCAUGGUGGGCCCACACAUGAACUUGUUUAUCUUUGCAAGGAAAAAGAGCAUUUUGUUGGCCUCAAGGUUUCAGUUAUUCUCUGAUUUAAUUGGAAAGAUGGUGCGUGGAUGCGCAUGACAAAGAUGAAGGUUUUCAGGGCUAUGAGCGCUCAAAGCCACUUAACUCACGAAGAAGUUGGUGAUGAAAAUGACUUCGAAAGAUAACAUGGAAACCGGUUCAAAAUUCCUUUUCAUUAGCUCUUGAAACAACAAGUACCCAUGAAUACUUUGAAAUUACAAUUUUGUCCUUACCUUUUACCUUAUUCCUUAUGGAUGGCCCACUGCCAUCAAGUAAGUCUCCUUGUUUCCACAAAGUCUUUGUGUAUCUAUUAAAGCAUGCAACUCGUCAUCAUUGUUAAUAAAAUAACUAUAAUGCACUUUUGUAUUUA